AUGUACGAGUCGAGCGUACAGCACGUCGUGGGCAGCCGGCCCAAGGUCCGAAGAGCAGGCGGCACUGCCACAAGCGCAUUGCAGAAUAUCAAGAACGCCGUGGGUCAGCGAAAAUGGAAAUACGUGAUCGGCGCGUGCUUUCUGAUAAGCGUCGUUGCCGUGGUGUUGCCCGCAAGCGCAGCCCGUUCUGCGAAGCGGUCGUCGCCUCGUCGUCAUAACGCCGCGCCCGCGCACAACACCGUCGCGCAGAACGAAGUGGCUGACGAGCAACGUGCGGCCUACCACGCACCCGCGGUCAACAAAAAGUCCCCGGCCCGUAAUCCCACUGACCACCACGUGGUCAAGGUGCGCAAGGCCGCACCAGCCGCCUCCGCGGCCAGGAAGCGAAGGCGGACGACGUCGCCUACCCGCAAGCCUCCAAACAUCGCCGAGGAGAAAGGUCGCGAAGAUGAGCCGGAGAAAAAUGGUGCUGCCAAUGAACCGGAGCCAGCGGCUGUCCAGGACGCACCUGAAGUGUUAACGCCCGCUGUGGUGGACAAGGACGGUACUCAGGCGUCUAAAAGCCCCACGACAAAAGCCGGGAAUGUUGAUGCUAUCGCCAAGAAAGUGGCUGUCCAUAGGCAAAGCGAGGCUCCGAGCAACGAGUCAAUCUUUCGUUUUGUCACGCCCACAUUGGCCAGUGACGCUGGCGACCAUAACGACGAGAACAUACGCCUGCCGAAGAGCGUUAGGCCAGUCUCUUACAAGCUCGUACUGUUGCCAGAGUACCAGGACCAGAGCAUGUCCUUCAAGGGCAGCGUGCGCAUCAUGCUGGAAGCCCUGGAGCCCACCAAGUUGAUACAGCUGCACGCGGCUAAUCUGGUCAUCAAUCGCGGAAACCUGACCCUGCGCUUUGCUUCGGGUGCGCCCGGACCCGACAUCCUGAGCAUACGCACUAACGACUUUUCCCAGUUCCUGUACAUCAACCUGGCCGAGGACCUUCUGGCAGGAGACAAGUACGAGCUGAACAUCUCGUUCAGCACGGUGGCUAUGUACGACAACGGCUUCAACGUGCGACGCUACCAGAGGGAGGAAGGCCCACCCGUAUGGGUCUAUGGCGCCAACUUUCUGCCCACCGAAGCCAGGCGCACCUUCCCAUGCUUCGACGAGCCUGGAAUCAAGGCUCCCUUCCUUAUUGAAGUCAUUCGACCCAACAACCUUCACACGCUCUCUAACAUGCCCCUCUCAGCAACGUAUAAAAAGCGCAACGACACGAAAGCAGAUGUGUUCGGCACGUCUUUUCCCAUGUCAACGUUCGCUACCGGAUUCUUCAUAUCCGACUUCGUGUCUUACGGAAACAGCACGAUGAAGCUUUGGGCGCGCCCUGGUGCUGCCAAGGACGUCGACUUCCUACUUACGAUGGGCCCACAGAUACUGCAGUUCUACGAAGAAUACUUCGCGUCACCGUAUCAACUACCAAAGACUGACAUUAUCGCCAUGGAGCAUUACAUCAGUGACAUUCAGAACAUGGGUCUCCUGUACUUGCCCGAGUCGAUCGCAUUCUACGAUGCCGAGGACUCGUCGAUAUCCAAGAGGCAGACUGUCAUGCUCUCCCUCUGUCACGCCUUCUCCCACGAGUGGUUUGGGAACCUGGUUUCUCCAGAGUGGUGGGACGACGUUUGGCUGAUGGAUGGAUUCGCAACGUACUUCCAGUACCGCUGUCUCGAGUACUUCGACCAGACUGCCAAAUCGUACGACCUCAUGCUCGUCAACGAGAUCGUUCCCGUCAUGAAGCACGACAUCAUGAAGUACGCCCCGGCAGUGGUUACAAACGUGGACACACAGUACAGGAUCUAUCAGUCAUUCAAUGUAUUCAGCACUCAAAAGGCCGUAGCCCUUCUGCGCAUGCUCGAUAUGGCUGUGGGAGAAGAGCACUUCAAGAUGGGCGUAUACAAAGUCCUCGACAAAAGGAUGUUCGGCAACGUGACCUCCGCAUUCGUGUGGGAGGCAUUUACAGAGGCGAUGCCGAAGAAGCGUCCCUUGAAAGUGGCGAACGUGAUGGAGCCGUGGGUGACACAGCCAGGAUUCCCAAUGCUCAUGGUUAAUCGCGUCUACGAUGAAAACGCAGCCACGCUUGUUCAGAGCAAGUUUGCUCUCGAACCGGAGGAACGGGAGUCGAGGUGA
Rhipicephalus microplus (southern cattle tick) is the source of this 2163-nucleotide messenger RNA. RefSeq names its product aminopeptidase N. The record is from RefSeq and is a predicted model, not a curated record. Gene Ontology annotation, biological process: proteolysis; peptide catabolic process. Gene Ontology annotation, cellular component: membrane; cytoplasm. Lineage: Eukaryota; Metazoa; Arthropoda; Arachnida; Ixodida; Ixodidae. Gene Ontology annotation, molecular function: zinc ion binding; metalloaminopeptidase activity; peptide binding.